Messenger RNA from Protopterus annectens (West African lungfish), 14162 nucleotides. RefSeq names its product zinc finger CCHC-type containing 24 (gene ZCCHC24). The record is from RefSeq and is a predicted model, not a curated record. Gene Ontology annotation, molecular function: zinc ion binding; nucleic acid binding. The transcript is spliced from 4 exons. The coding region runs from base 315 to 1061 and encodes 248 amino acids. Lineage: Eukaryota; Metazoa; Chordata; Ceratodontiformes; Protopteridae.
CGGUGGGGCUGCUGAAUAUGGAAUUAGGAAGCUCAGUGGCCAAACUGGGAAUAAAGCUGGAUAGCGGAUCGCCAAAGGGAGGAAGCGGGACGCACUUAUCUUGGGAACGGCAGCUGGGAACAAAAAGUUUCCCGAGAAAGUUUGGGGCGGCGAUGAGCGCGGUGUAGGAAGGGUAACUGAGGAGCCCAAAUCACAGCUCCAGGGGCUAAGGAGCCCCCGUUAGGGGAGGAAGGCAGAGGGGUGCACGGAGCUGAAGUCGGCGGGGGUACGGCAGUGCCAGCGAGUUUUUGCAGGACGGAGUGCCGGGGGUCACGAUGAGCCUGCUGUCGGCCAUCGAGAGCAGCAGCGCCUCGGUGUACCAGCCAGCGCAGCUCCUUAACUGGGUCUACCUUUCGCUGCAGGACUCCCACCAGCAGCAGCAACAGGCGGCCGCCAGCGCCUUCGAUGCCUUCCGCCCAGCGGAGCCCGAGAUCGGCGGCGGCGGGGGCUACAGCAGCAAGGCAGCGGCCGUGGGGGGCGAACUGGGGUCCUCUCUCAGUUCCAGUUACCUCAGCAGCUUUUUCCAGCUCCAGCGAAAUGAGGCUUUAACCAGCAGUUUAUACAAGAGCAGGUCUCCCUAUGGGUCUCUCAACAACAUCGUUGAUGGAUUGAGCUCACUAACGGAACACUUUUCUGAACUCUCCAUCUCUUCUGAAUCCAGGAAGCCAAGUAAGAGACCACCACCUAACUACCUUUGCCACCUCUGCUUCAAUAAAGGACACUACAUCAAAGAUUGCCCUCAGGCACGUCCAAAAGGUGAAGGUUUGACUCCAUACCAGGGAAAGAAACGCUGCUUCGGGGAAUACAAGUGUCCAAAGUGUAAGCGGAAGUGGAUGAGCGGGAACUCGUGGGCGAACAUGGGACAAGAAUGUAUCAAGUGUCACAUUAAUGUUUACCCUCACAAACAGAGACCCUUGGAAAAACCAGAUGGCUUGGAUGUAUCCGAUCAGAGCAAAGAGCAUCCUCAACACCUGUGUGAGAAAUGCAAAGUUCUGGGCUAUUACUGCCGUCGCGUGCAAUAAACAACACAAUGGUGGCUUCCUGUUGCAAACUGCCUAUCCCGUCUUCUAUAGCAACUUUUCAUCUAGCUCACUGACAAAAGAAGUGCCAUAGUAACGUUCUUCAACUCAGCAGGCCUUGACUUUUUUCUCUAGAAUGUAGUAAUUUCCUUUGCACAGGAAGUAUUUAUGGAAUGAUACUCUGUGGAAACAGUAUUAUUAUUAUUGUUGUUAUGAUUAUUAUUAUUAUUAUCAUCAGUAUCUUAUUAUGGCAGAAGCCACCAUGUUGGCCUUUCUGGAUUGAUUGUUUACACAACUUCCUUAUCCUGGCCACAAGAACUGUGUUGCAGUGACAUACAUGCCAGUGUUCAGAUUUGUUUUCUUUUUCUUUUGUUCUUCGGAGGCUAGGUUAUGUCCUUGCUUACCACUUUGGCACCUGCGUAUUAAGUAACUGUGAAGAACAGGGCAUGGUUGAUGUUUCAGUGUUCCCUUUUGUAUUUACAGCACUGCCACAUUUUAUAUUAUAUGUUUCAUUUUGAUUGAAAUGAAGCCACUUAACUUACUGCAUAUUUCGCUUUGCUUUCAUACUGUGCAAAUGAAGAAAGAUAAAAAGCUGGGUUUUUAGCUUAGGCUUGAUUUCCACAGAAUGAAGUAAUUUAGUAUGACCAUUGUUUCCGGGUCUCACAUGGAAGUACACAACAGUAUUUGAUUUCUAGCUAAUUCACAACAAAAUACAAUUCUUCUGUACGAUCAUAUAAUGUCAAAAAUUGGCUUCUGCAGUUAAAACAUACUUUUAGGUUUGAAAUGAAACUUAAACUCUACUAGAAGUUUUCAUUUGGAAAAAAAGGGCAUGUCGUUGCUUGUGGUUUAACUUAACAAUAAAGGGAAAGGCACAGUUCAUGUUUAAGGUGAAGGAGCUAGCAAAUACCUUAGAGAAGAAAAUUCAAAAUUAAAUGGUCUGUGUGAGUUCAGACACAUUAAUGUAUUUCAGCCAGACUGUGUCCUUGCAUUUGAAUGUUGUUAUUUUACCUCCAAAACUGGCAAGCCAGCAGCUGCUAUUUCAACUUCAAACUGAAUGUGGCAAAAAUUUAGAAAACUAGAUUGGAAAAAUAUAAGUACUUCUGAAAACUCAUUGGUUGUCAGACACAGCUAUAAAAUCACUGAUAUAAAAUGAUUUUACCAGUAGUUUUUUUUUUAGUUUGUUCUACAAUUAAAUGAUCUAUGUAUUCAUUAUGUAGUGCAGUUCUGACAAUAUUUGUAAAAUAUAUAUUUAAAACAAAAGAACACUACAUUAAAUGCUUCAAAUUAUUCACUUUUUUAUAUUAAAUAUAUUUCACUUUAACAGUACUCCAAUUAGGGGAAAACUGUUUUGUAAGAUCUUAGCAUUUUCUUUGGGGGGAGGGGGUUGUUUUACUUCAUUCAUCAAAGCACAGGUGUAGGGCACUUUUUCAAUCAACUGUGCACUCUUGCACAAAAAAUUAAUACAGCUGGCUGGUUAAGCUCAAGCAAAAAAUCAAAUUAUCGCUGUCAGGUGAAGGGACUACUGCACCCUCACCCUGCUAUAUAAUUAUUCCACUCUGAGGUGCAACAUAUUUCUUGGAGAGAAGGUACUUGGUUUUCCAACAAAAAAUAUGCAUUUCAUUAUAUUGCAAGCAGGCUUCAGUAAAAACAGAAUUCGGCUAACCAUUUAUAAGUGCCUGUGCUUUGAAACCACUUACUGAAUUAUUGUAUGCAUCCAUCAUAGCAUACUGUAGAAAUAAUUAUCAUUUAUCAGCCUUUCAUCCUGUAAUUGUGCAGCCUAUGUUGAGAAAUGAUUCAUUUGCAGUGGGUUCUUAGCCAAGAGUUUGUGAACAAUGCAUGGCUUCAUUAAAAUCUGCACUUAUUUUUAGGUGUAAUCAAUGGGAGUAUGCAUGUGUGUAACCUCUUGUGUUCACGUGCAUCACACGGCUGUAUCUGUAGUGCGUGCACCUUUUUAUAUAGCACAGAGGUGCCCAUGGCACCCUCCUGUAUGACAAGCAAUCUCUGCUGUACUCAUUAAGAUAGUAUUAGGCUUAUUGGCUGCCUGAGUCGAAAUAAAAUAGUCUAAAUGCCAAUGAAGUAAAAUAAGUUUUGUUUCAGAAAUUAUUUCUGUUUUAAAAUAGAGAUGAAUGCCAAGAUCAGAUAGUACUUUCAGUUACCUAAAAAGAUUACUGGGAGGCAAAAUUAACACAGUCAUAAGCUGUCUGUAUAGCUUUAACAUAAUAUGGCUUUGUUAAAUGGUUUAUUAAUUUGUAGUGUUGCACAGUAUGAACUCAAACCAAAAACUGCAGUCAAAAUCUGUGACAAUACUAUUUAAUCAAGGCACUAGAGGUGUAUAUCUUAAAUGUGUAGUUCAUUGUCACUGUCACUGAAGUAUUACAAGUCAUUUUGCAUCACAGAGACAGCAUUGCCCUUUGAGCAUGUAAUGGUAUACGAACCACAUCUCACAGGCGUAUUGGAGGGGCUGUGAGUGAUAUUCCAUUGAGGAGCAAUAAAGAAACAGAAAUAGCAAGGAAUGCAAACAUUACAGUCAUAACUUUAAUGAAAGGAAAAUGUUAGUUUGAUCCAGAAGACUUUAAAUGAAAGUGACCACUAGAUGUACUCCAGUUUAACCCAUACCUGCGUAACUUUAUUUCACAUGCAGAAUGUAAUUACAACCCGUUAUGUCACCAAUGACUUGUAUAUAAGGUUGCACUUCAUACCAAAUAAUAAUACUCUCAGAAAGUUUUUAGGACCACAGAAGACACUCCCAAGUGCUGUUAACUGUCUCUGACACUUUGUUUUGUAAGUCUUCAUUUAUCAUAGAGAUGGUGUGAUUUAUUGUUAAACUGCAUAUAACUUCUGCAGGAUGAAGAAACUGUUACUUGGGUGAGGACAAAGUCUGCAUUCUUUCUUUUUAAAUAGAACAUUGUCCUGUUUCAACGAAAAAAAAUGACAUAUUAGGAUAGUUAAUGUAAUAGUUUUAUUUUUAGGAUUUAUUUUUUAUGUUAGCAUAGUUUUGCUGAUAUAGUCGUCAUUUUUCUUAGUGGACUAGCCCGCCCCCUUCUUUAUCUAAAUGAAGAGGCUAACACCAGUCUUGUAACAGCUGCAGCUGGUUUGUGUGUGUGUGUGUGUGUGUGUGUGUGUGUGUGUGUGUGUGUGUGUGUGUGUGUGUGUGUGUGUGUGUGUACGGUGUACAUGCAAAUGCACUUCUCACAACAAAUGUGGAAGACAUCCCACUGUACAGGGCUGUUGUUGAGGAUCAUUAUAGAUCAGGUAAUCACAGCAUUCAUCUCAUCCGGUUCCUCAGUGGACGAUUAAGUGUAUCCUUUUAACGCAUCAUGUAGCUUGUUCCACAUGUAAUAUGUAUCAUGUGGUGAUGCCACAGUGAGCACAUAUCCACCCACACAUGCUGCACCAUAGCAUCCCCCAAUGUUGACACAUCCUCGCAUAUUUGUCAGUAUACCAUUUCCCACACAUCCGGUCCACACAUGCUGUCAUACAUACUCCCACAUAACCUGUUACAUACCCCCUCAUGUAACCCCUCAUGAAUGCUUUCAUAUAUGCUCUUGCACAUCCCCCACAUAUGCCAUCAUGUAUUUCCCAUUUUAUGCCAUCAUAUGUGAAGCCGUGUCCAAGUAUGCUUCUUUCAUGUGAUCUCUCACAUUGUCCCACAUAUGCUCUUCCAAUACUCCCAUAUAUAAUUACAUAUCUGUCUCUGUAUGCCCUCACAUAUGCUGUCACGUGUACCAUCUUACACAGUCCCCCAUAUGUACCUAUACAUAUUCCAGCUGUUUAUGCUCUCAUAUACUUUAAUGCAUGCCUCCCAAGUUCUGUCACAUAUGCUUUUACAUAAUGGUUGCACACAUUUUCCCACAUAUGCUAUUGCAUGUUCUCCCUGCCUUUCUCAUGCAGUUCACACAUGGUACUGUCAUACACUUUUCCACAUAUUUGUUGUCCAUGUAUAUCUGCAUGCAUCCUCUCAUGUGUGCUGUGAAAUAAUCACCUUAGCAUAUGGCACUGCAUAGCUUUGUGUGGUAGAGUGGUACACCUCUGGCUGCCUUCACAAACCAAACCCAAGGCUGGGAUGUAGUGAACAGUCAGUCAGGUGAAGGAGAAGAGGACAUUGAUCACUCAGCCCAGCUAUCCCUGUCCAUCCCUCUUACUGUACUAAUUACAUAGCAUGAAAUGACAACAGUGUGACAAAAACAGGUGUUUUGUGGUGGUUGCCUAAAGGUUUUCUGACACAUUUGAUGAGGAUUCAUAAUCCUGUUGUCUCCAGCAUGUAUCAUAAUGAAUGUGGAGAAGGUAGUAGUGAGGAAAUAUCCUCUGGGAUCCUGAAAUCUGUAAAUCCUCCUGUCCAACAUCUGUCUCUUAAAUAGUUGAAAAAGUGCCAUCCUGUGUAUUUUUAGUAUAGCAGAAACAUGAGCCAGUGCUGGGCAGCUUUCGACACCUUGGAUAAAGAUAAGGUUCCUUUUCAGACAUGGCAGGCAGUUUAAUUUCAUUGUAAAAUGCACAGUGUACACCAGAAGUAGCUGUGAAAUGGGUGUUGUACUGUACCCUACUCUAAAAGGAGAAUAAUUUAACUUAUUCUGCAAUAAUUACUACAGACUCCUCAUCGGAUGCUUUACCCUGACUGGAAGCUGUCCAACUUUCAUUUAGAAUUAAUGUAAUACAUGACCGUUUUAAUUUGCUUUAUCCUAGAAAUACCUAGACUCUGCUAGGAAGUUACAGUAAUGUGGUAUUCAUAGGCUUUUUCUAUCCUUUUUGCAUGUAUGUUGUGCUAUAUUUUCCUCUGCUUCAGAAAAGCAGUCCAAUAAGUUUUCUGACAUUUGAAAUGCUUACAUUUAAAGCUAUCACUUCACUUCUGUCUUUUCCCAAAACAUUGGUGGCAUUUGUUUCUCUCUAUAUUAUCUUUCAACAUAUUUUUUAAAGCCUCUCUCAUUUAGAUGAAAAGAAAAUAUAGGCAGGCAAAGGAAUUUUCUGUUAAUUCAUUUUUGUAUACAAAUAAAGCUUAGCACUGUUCAGGUAUUUUCUUUUUUAUGCUUCUCUGCUAAUCAUGAUUGAUUGUCUUUCAACAAUAAUAUGUAUAGUUUUGCAGAGAAGUAUUUAUUAGAAAGUCUGUGCCCCAAACCCCCCUCAAAAUGCAUUUUGACCCCAUGAGAAGGCUAUUGUCAACACAAAUACAUUUCAGUAGGAUUUUUUAAUGACUGUGUAACAAUAAAGUAAAGUUUCUUCAAUUAUUUCAAAGUAAAGACAUUACCUUAUUCUUCUUAUAGCUAGCAGUGUCACUGUAAAGGAAAGUUGAUCUGUUAGUAAGAAAUAUGUUCUGUUAUUUUUCUCAGUUUUACAGUUAAGUCCAUAGCCCACAGGUAAAUACUAGGAUUUGUCUGCAAACUAUUACAAGCCUAGCCACUAAUCAGAAGUCAGAAUCAAACCCUAUACCUUGUAUAUUUGAGGCAAAGACCUUAACCAUUAUUCCAACCCCUGCUACAAGCAGUCUCACAGACCUUUCAAACUGUUAUGAAACAGCAAUGCAAUACGUUUGGCAGAUGCAGCUUUGCUGAAACAUUGUGUAUUGUGUUAUCAGAUGUAUCUCCUGGAAAAAUAACUCCUUUUUUGAAAAAAAAUACUUGAUAGGCUAUUAGGAUUAAAGUAUUGUAGAUACAGAUUAAAGUAUUGUAGAUACUUGAACUUUUUAAUAAAAUAAGCUUUUUGAAAUGUAGUUAUUCUUCCACUGUUUCCAUCCUAUUUAAAACUUAAGUAGCACCAGGACAUUUUCUGCUUUUCUUCACACUAUGCAUCAUUAAGCAAAAAAAAAAUGUAAGUUUUUGUGUAUAAUAUCACAUGGUUUUAACUCAAAGGGUUCUGCUGUUGAAAAAUACAAAAAACAGGUUUAGUAAUACUCUGCUUACAGUCCUACAAGACUGAAAGCACAAAACAAAAUAUAAUCUAAACCAAAGAGUAAAGAGUUUGAUUUCGUCAGAAAUCAAAAUAUAAUUUCUAUCUCCAGUGUAGUACAACAGCAAAGUAUUUAUGUAGUAUGUGGGAGGUGGGGCCCUGUGUGGGAAUGUAAGAGGGCAGAGUCCCCUCACAGAAACUUUAGUAUUACAAAUUUGAGCUUUAAUGAUUUAAUAUUUAAUUAGUUUAUACCUUUUAGUAUUUCCACGUUUCAUGUUUUGGAUAUAAAAAAUUAUAAAUGCACUUAGUGUAUAUGGGACAAUGACUCAUCCUUCAUUCUGACCAUUACAUACUUGUAUGUACAGACAUACACUUAUCCUUAGCACAGACUAGCAGAUUUUGGGUCAAUUUCAGAAGAUGGGAUGCAUUUUUGUGCUGCAUAAGAGACGUCUGCCAGUCAUGACUGUGUAGCAGUACAUUUAGCCAACGGUUGUUACACCUUGUAGAUAGAAUUUGGUAGGUAGAUUUGAACCUGGGAGGUUCCACAUGGUCACAGGCAAGUGUCUCAGAUAAGUGCAUUAUUACCCAAGCAGCAUGCAUUACAAAUCCUUUGUGUAUUUAAAAUGUGGUCACACUGUAGGACUGUUUACAGUAAGGAGGGAGGUUUUUAACAAGUGUAGAAGAUAGCAACACUUCAUUGAGCUGGUAGGUAUGUACCAGUAUACCAGAAACCCUCUACCAGGGCUUUUCUGCCAGUGAUGAGGAUGCCAUUGCAUGCUAUGUAAGUUUUGAUACAUUUUUUAAUGUUACUGUGAGGGCAAAGUGUUCAUUUCCAGUAUUACAUGCAUGCUCACUGUAGGCAUACUGAGUUAGACAGUUAAUCGCUGAUCGCUUUUGUUAAGGUGUUCAUUUCCAGUAUUACAUGCAUGCAUGCUCACUGUAGGCAUACUGAGUUGGACAGUUGAUCGCUGCUCGCUUUUGUUAAGGUGUUCAUUUCCAGUAUUACAUACUUGCAAGCUCACUGUAGGCAUACUGAGUUGGACAGUUGAUCGCUGCUCGCUUUCUGUUACUUGCUUAGCCAUCCUGUUUGACUUUCCUGCCUUCUUACAGCCUACAUCAACUUUCUUGCACUUCGUUUUGCCCCAUUUUUAAUAAAAGUUGUUGGGGUGCAGGUCCAAAGUGUAAGUUUGUCUCAAUGAGGGAGGAACAUCUGGAAGUUCAAGAAAGUGAGUUUGUUGGUCAAUGUUUGCAGCAUAAGUCUCCAGAGACAUUCCAGUUAUGUGCAAGUAAGCAAAAUCAGCUGAAAGGCCUGCUUUAGCAGAAGUAAUACUUUCAUUCACAGAUCGGUUAUUUCUUUGAGAUGCCACAGUCGUGUUAAUGGUCAUAAUAAUUAGCAGGGAGGGUAAGGGAAUGUCUGUCCAUAAAUGAGGUGAGCGAUGGUUGUCUGUCAUCAAAUAUAUAUACUUUGUCCCUCAGCAUAGUUUUUUUUCAGAGAAAUACUCCUUUGAUAACAUUUUUUCAUAGUAUUAUUGUCCAAAGAUACUUUCUCCAAUAAACUGACCCUUGCAUUUUGCUUGCAUCUGGUAAAUGCUCUUUUUGUUUAAAAUGCAACAUUGACAGUAAUUCUUCUACAAGAGCUGAUCUCUAAUGAUAUGCACCGCUCUUUAACAAAAAUUGAUAUACGUCAUCCCCAUAGUCAGAGCACCUAAAUUCCACAUGCCAGUCUCACACUGGAGUAAAAUUUAAGUAGCCUUCUGCAAAAAUAUCUUGUGUCCACAUACAUACUGGUACAGAGGUAAUUAGGGCCCAACAAAAUUCAUAAGUGCAAAAGAAACGUUUGUAAUCAUGUGGCAGUAAGCUGCAUCAGAUAGGUAGGCCUUUCCAGCUCUAACGUUGGUAACAGAACAGGGCUAAUGGCAGGGCACCAAGUUUUGAGUGUGGUGGUCUGGAUGCUGUAUAACGUUGAGCACUUAAGGUCAAGACUAGGUUGUAGAGUGAUGAGGCUGGGGUCAUUCCAGACCUCCUGUUGCUACGUUUGUGGAGUUAGCAUGCAAUCCCAGUAAGUUUUCUGUUUCUGUUCUAUUUUCCUUCCAUCUCCCAAAAUGGAAAAUGUGAUGGUUAUAGUAUGUUUGUGUGCAUGUGUGUACAUCUCUAUGUGUGUGUGUGUGUGUGUGUGUGUGUGUGUGUGUGUGAGUGCACCAGUUCACUUAAACCUUGUAAAAAGGUAACCAAAUUAAAAUAAAAAAAUAAAGGUUAUUUCAGUUGAUCUACUAAUUUGACCACAUGACCUAAAUUGGGCAAAUAGUAAAGCAGUCUGUGCUUUCCAUCCAAAGGUAUUAAACUUAUGAAUUAUUUUUUUGUCUGUUGGAGUUUGUUUUACUUAUUGAGCAAUAUUUUAAAGUUGUUACAACAACAGGUUCAGAUUUUGCUCUCUCUGUCCCUUUUUGCUGUUGGGAGGAAACCUGAACUUAAAGGGACAUUUCUUCCUGCAUUGUGAGCAUCUUACGCUGUGUAAUGAAUGCCUUGGGUAGGAUCAUUUGUAAGGGUGUGGUCAGAACAUAAAAGGGUACAGUAAGUCAAUGUUCUCAUUAAAGAAGGCUUGUGAUGUCGAUUAGCAUGAGCUUUCACAGAGCGAUGAGGAGUAUAGAAGUUAUAAUACAAGUAGUGUCUUGCAGUGUUAAGAAGUACAUUUUUACGGAAAGUUCUGUAUCAAGUCUAGAAUGCAAUUAGAGAGGAAAGCAGCAUUGUCUUGGCUUUUUGCAAGAUAUUUUUAUGUGUGCUAAACAAGUCAGGCAUGAUAUUUUAUUGGAAACAAAUUGGAUGAAUGUCAGAAAGUGGUAGAAAUGAAGAUGAGUGAGCUGUUGCAAUUCAACUGACACAGACAUGCAAGUAAUAAGUGUGUACGGUGUAUAUUGUAAUGCAAGUAAUAAGUGUGUACGGUGUAUAUUGUAAUGCAAGUAAUAAGUGUGUACGAUGUAUAUUGUAUUAGCGGUGUGGUCUAACAUCAAGACUCAAUACGUGUGAAGCAAACCAGUCACAUUCAGCAUACACUGUGAAAAUACAAAACAAAUGUUUUUAGAGUUGAGCAAGCCCCCUAAUCUCCACCCUCCCACACACACUUACACACACACAUACAUACACACACACAUACACACACACACACACACCUAUAAAUGUACAAAUUCCAACACUGCACAAGAGUGGAGAAAACAGCAUAGUCCCUUAUCUGGCUGUCGCUGAAUCUUGACAAAAGACUGUCACCUCUAUUCAGUCACACUCAGUCAUAGUGGAAGAGAAGAAAAUACACCCUCUUUUCCCCUUCACUUACACUGUGAUUUGCCAAUAAAAGAAACCCUGACAGAGUGUAAGUGAAAUAAAACAAACCUAUUUUAUCCCUCACUUGCAUUGUGAUUUGCCAGCAAAAACAACACUGACACAAGGGUGUAGCCAGGUCUUCUCUUUGUACUUUAAUGAGUACACUUUUUCCCCCCCGAGUCACAUCAAUAUGUUUUUUUAGUCAUAUUAUGUCUACAGCUGUGUAAAUGAAUGCCUCCAUGAGCAGAUGCAAUAUUGUUAAUCUAAAAUCAGUAUAUUUAAUAGCUUUAGGAGGAAGAGCUGAAAAUGUUACUUAUAUUUAUUAAGCGAUUGAGGGGAAGCAUUUUGAGAGCUGUGUCCAUUUUUUAGUCAUGUGUCCAGGGGGGGGGGGGGUAGCACAAAUAGCUUCCGAGUACAAAAUGGAAUUUGCUUGCUACACCCCUACACUGCCAGAGUGCAAGUGAAAUGAAACAAAUCUCUACUCCCCUUCACUUGCACUGAGAUGCACUCAUUUCUUUUUGAAGUAAAACAUAUCGGUGGAUUGCAUUUCUGUGAAUUACUACACUCCAUAAUGUGUGUGUGUGUGUGUGUGUGUGUUUGUAUGUAUAUAUAUAUAUAUAUAUAUAUAAGUGAUUACAGACAACUUGGAAUAUCAGAUUGCACUGUCUACAGCCCUGCACAAACACAUACUACCCUGUAUGCGUUAAUGAUUUGUUUAUUUAGCUUCCAUACUGAUUAGAAUGUAGAUUAUGCAGACAUCUCAUGCCUACGUGAAUUAAAGUGGUUAGUGCAUGGUAGUUUAAUGCUUUCAUUUAAAUUACGGUGGGUGUUUAAAUCUGUCAUGCCCCUCCCAUACAUAACAGACAUAACAUGCUGCUUUUUGUAUAUGCACUGGACACAUUACACUUCUAUUUGUCCUUUCCCAACAUUUUUACAUCUGGUAUUGGGCUGACCAUUCAACCAGCCUAAGCACUGUGCUACAGAUUUGAGUCUGUGGGUUUGAAUCCCACAGCUUGUGUGUGACAAUGAUAACUUUCCUCUGUCCUCAGAAUACAUCUGAAGACACGUCUUAAUUUUAGGGCAUUUUUCCAUGUAACUGAGAAAAAUCUUCUCCCUUAAACCAAGAUUUUCACACAAGACAACUAAGAACAUUUUUAUCCCAUUAGAUUUAAAAAUUGAUUCAUUUUCUGUAGCAGAUUUACUUCUCCAUAUUAACUGCUUCCAAACUUGUAGGCAUUCCUGUCCAUAGUAACUAUUCAGAUUGGCCAAAAACAAGAAAUUUAAGAUGUAUUUAUAAUAUUCUAAUAGCUUACAUAUCUACUGGCUUUACCCAAGUAGUUUAAUGUCUCCCUAUCAGCACGUGCUCCUAAUUAAAACUCAUAGACUGCAUUUUCAGCUUCCAGUCUUAACCAAUAUGGCCACAACAUUCAACAAAUAACUGAUCGCAACAUUAAAUGGUUGCAGUUUACAUACCUCAUGUAAAAAAAUUGAGUUUGUGCACACAUGUAAGAGAGUUCCAGUGAGCAGAAGAUUUUAACUGAUGCACUUAAAAUAAAGAAAAUGUUUUACACUUUUCUAAAUCUUGAUCCUAAUGCACAUUUGGAGCUUCACUACCGCUGCUUAAUAUUUUCAUGAAUUCGACCUUUACCUGAAAAAAUAAAUGUAAUAAUUAUAUUCCUUAGUAUUUCCAUUUUAAGAAGUUGAACUAAAACUUCCUGCCUAUGCUGAAGUGAUCCAUUUUAAGUAAUUUAUAAACACUUGCAGUUCUCUGUAUUACAACUCGUUUUCUGCUUGUAUAAAAUAACAUACAUUUGUAUGUUUUUUUUGUUUGUUUUAAAUAAAAUAGGUUCUCAUAAAGUAAAUUGCGAAACGGGUGUCUGAAAUAUGUUCAGUGCACACCUAAAAGGAAUUCCUCAGAAAAAUGACAUCCCUUCUCAUAAGUAGUGGCAACUCACUGGAUUGCGUGUUUAACACACAGUACCACAUGCCCAGAUUUUUAAGGUACUCCCUCGUUGGAUUUAUGUCUUACAAGAACCUGUUUAUGCACCAUUGUCUUUUCCUCACCCCUUCAUGUGUUAUUCCAUGCAUAUUCAUUCUGUGUGGUGAUGGUCACUUAAGCAGCGUCCUCCUUGACAGGGUCUAUUACGUGCUCAUAGGGCAAACCAGUGACAAAUACAAGGUUCUACUACAAUGGCAAAAACAUCAGUGGCUCCAAAUUUGAGGUUCAAAGGGACAAUCGUGUGCAGUUUUAAUUAGAUGUAGGAGAUUGAUAAAAGUAACCAGUGGAUAACGUAUGAUUUUCUAGUAGCUUUUUUUUCUGUUUUGUUUUAUUUUGCUUGCAGAUGUGUAUUUAUCUUAUACUUGACAUAGCGUUUCUUAUCAUUUUAUUAUAUUAUGUGUGUAUUUUGGAAACAUUUUCCCUAGAUGUUAAAAAUUUUGAAUGGCUACAAAAUAUUUGUUGUUUCUGAUGUGGAAACACUUGAUAAUAACAUUGUCUGUAUAUAACCGAAGGUCCUUUUUUCUAAGAAUAACAUUCAUUUUUUUAAAGAACAACAAAAAAAUGUUGUUUUUGCAGUGUCAAAGCUUUUAAUGGUCCUUUUUCUAAAGAAGUACUAACAAACAUGAGAGUUUUCAUAAGCAGUUUACAUACUGAGGGUGUAUCCUGAAGAAAAUAUUUAUGGAAGGACAUGUUGUCUUUGUUUUUUUAUUACAUUGCCUUUGUCUGUAUAAAAUAUGCAACUGAAUUACACUAAGAAGGAAAUAUUGAUGUAUACUUGUAUUAUUAUAUGAAAGUUGGUACAUAAUUCUGAAAACCCCUUGCAAUUCUUAAAGCCAUAUAUUGUCGUGUUUCUUUUUUUCUGGGAAAGGAAAUAUUAUCAGUAUUAUUAAGUAACCAGUAUAUUAUUCAAGUGCUUACGAUUAAUGUGCUUAUGCUGUUUAUUUAUAAUAUGUGCAUUUUGAGGAAGUAUCAUCUUUUAUUAAAGCAGUAUUAGGCUGUUGAAAGUCUGUUGGUUAUAAGAAAUAGAGUAUAUAAAUGCUAUCACUUUAUUAUAAUGUGAGGGCCACAGUAUAUUGAGUAUGUUAUCGUAUGCUUUGAGGAUGUUUGGAAUAUUUAGAAAUGUGUAUUUUUUUUUUUUUUUUUGGAGGGGGGAGUUAGCAAACUGACAUAGUAGUUUGCAAGAGUGAAACUGUGAGAUCCGCUAUGCGGGACCUAUGAUUGCAAUACUGUCAAAAACUUAUAAGGAGGUAAAUUUUAAAUAUUUUUCAUUGCUUAGAAAUAAACUCAUCUUCUGCAAAAAAAAAAUGAAUGCUACAAUUGAGUAAAUCAUCCAAUAGGACAUGCAUGAGUAUGGACUUGGUCUGAGACCCGUUUGGUCUCAUCUCAUUUAUCACGUUACAACUUUACACACUUUUGUGAUAUUUUAAUGGGGUAGUUUAACUGACGCUGUGUUUGAUCCUAGUUUACAUGAAGACAUUCUAGUACUUAAUAGAAAUCACUACAUUGUACUUUACUGCUAAACUGACUAACCUCCGUAUCUUCAUUUUGCUGCUUUAGUCUGUAGAAGCGUUAAAUUAUCUUAUCCAAGAUGUAACUUUGUAUUGCCUGAUAAGUGCUUCGUGCUGGGCUAGGCAUUUAAAUGGCUGCCCUCUUACAACUGAUUUUUGUUUUUAUUUAAUAGUGUUAUUAAAAGAAAUGUGCAUUUAGAUACCAUGUGGACAAGCUCAGAAGUGCUUGCAGUGAGAGUAGGCAUACGAAUGUGUAAUAUAGGAAGAACUGCUGUUGUAAGAGCAUCGACUUCUGUUGCAGAGCGUCCAUAGGAAUUGGCAUUCCGACAUGUGCCUUAUUGUCAGUAUACAGCUGUCGUAUAGUAUGUAGUACAUUAAUGCCAUAUUAAAAUUGUUUGGAAGAAA